Messenger RNA from Leptopilina heterotoma, 881 nucleotides. RefSeq lists its product as uncharacterized. Lineage: Eukaryota; Metazoa; Arthropoda; Insecta; Hymenoptera; Figitidae. The transcript is spliced from 7 exons. The record is from RefSeq and is a predicted model, not a curated record. The coding region runs from base 234 to 764 and encodes 176 amino acids.
UCGUUCAAUCCAUCAUGAUUCAACCAUGUCAAAAAAACAUUCGUCCCUCGUGUAAGUUCAUCAACAAUUAUUCGACGAUUGGAAAAUUUCAUUUCACCCCAGUGUCUUAUUUACGUCAACAAAAUUAGCAAGUAGCCACUUCAUUUAUUGUAUAAACGAAUAAAAAACAACUUCUACAAAAAAAAAAAUAAAUAAAUAAAUAAAAAAGGAAACGAACAAAAGUCAUUCUAAACAUGGAAGGUUAUCAUUUUCACAAAAAUUCUCGUUACACCAAGGAUGGUUAUCAAAAUUCGAUUUACCGCUUCCUGGUCACGGACAGCAACCUUAGAACACUUCUUGGCAACGAUUCGAAUUGUGGACCCGUCACCUUUUUCACGUGCGCCAUAGCAGUCACAAUAAUCGCGUGUGCACUGGCCAUUUUGAGAAUUUCCGAAAUUAAUAAAACACACGCUGAAAGUCUAGAGAAAGAUUCUGAUGAGAAAAUGCCAAGAAAGCAGAGCUUAUUGAAAAUAAAGCCAGUGUACGAGUGUGUAUACAAACACCUACGACACAGGGAUCUCUUCCAAGAAAACACCAAAAAAACACUAACAAUGGAACGACUGAAAAUAGAAAAUAUUUGCAGAGAUAUGACAACGAUUUUUCGACUUUUAGAACCGGAUGAUAAAACUCAGUGGAGGAGGUCAAGGUCACGCAAGGAGUUCAGCAGAGCAAUAAGUCCUGAAGUUAAAUUGAGGGACGAACCCAACGUAACAGAAAACAGCUAAUUUUUUUUACUUUAAACUUUCUUUUUUUUUGUCUUACAAAAUUAUCCAGAGAAGAGACGAAAAAAAAAUGUUUUCCAACUUUCUGUCCCAAGUACACAAAUUAUAAACGACACCAUU